GGCGGUUCCGCCAGCGCCGGGGACGUGACGUGUCCCUCCCGAGAUGGCGGACAACCUGCCCUCCGAGUUUGAUGUGGUGGUGAUAGGCACCGGUUUGCCUGAAUCUAUUAUUGCAGCAGCAUGUGCCAGAAGUGGCCAGAGAGUUCUUCACGUGGAUUCGAGAAAUUACUACGGUGGAAACUGGGCCAGCUUUAGUUUUUCAGGACUAUUGGCCUGGAUUAAAGAAAAUCAGGAAAAGACUGAUGUCAGUGAGGAGUGUGAAGAGUGGAGAAAACUGAUCCUCGAGAAUGAAGAGGCUAUUUCUCUUAGCAAGAAGGAUAAAACUAUUCAACAUGUAGAAGAUUUCUGUUUUGGCGAUCAGGAUGCAGCUGAAGAUGUUGAAGAAGCUGGUGCACUGUCAAAGCUGCCUGGGUUUGGAGCCUCUGCUGCCGAGGGGCUUGCUCAGGCAUCAGAAAAAGGUGGCCCACCAGUGGAGAGUGCCUCAUUAGAAGUGGAGAGCCAGGAGCCAGAAAAGGCUGCAGACUCCGAGCCAGCAAGUGCAACAGAAGGGAAUGAUACAGAAGUAACCUCUGAGAAUGAGAGCACUCCCGAUGCGGCUUUGGGCACAACUGCUCUGGAACCAGGGAAAGCCGAAACUGCACCUGCAGAUACUUCUGCCAAAGAACCAAAGAGGAUCAUGUAUUCCCAGAUUGUUAGAGAAGGCAGAAGGUUUAAUAUCGAUUUAGUUUCCAAGCUGAUGUUCUCCCGAGGUCUGUUAAUCGACCUGCUGAUCAAGUCCAACGUCAGCAGAUACGCGGAGUUCCAAAACGCCACACGAAUUCUGGCCUUUCGAGAGGGAAGAGUGGAACGGGUACCUUGUUCUAGAGCAGAUGUCUUCAACAGCAAACAGCUCACAAUGGUGGAAAAGAGAAUGCUAAUGAAAUUUUUGACAUUUUGUUUGGAAUAUGAACAACAUCCUGAUGAAUACCAAGACUAUGAGAGCAGCACGUUUGCUCAGUUCUUGAGCACACGAAAGUUAACAGCCAGCUUGCAGCACUUCAUUCUUCACUCCAUUGCCAUGGUUUCAGAGACUGAGUGCAGCACUCUUGAUGGUCUUCAGGCAACAAAAAAAUUUCUUCAGUGCCUUGGCCGCUAUGGCAAUACACCAUUUCUGUUUCCUAUGUAUGGCCAAGGAGAGAUCCCACAGUGCUUCUGCAGGCUGUGUGCUGUCUUUGGAGGUAUCUAUUGUCUUCGCCAUUCUGUGCAGUGCCUUGUAGUGGACAAAGAAUCUGGACGAUGCAAAGCUAUUGUGGAUCAUUUUGGACAAAGAAUAAGUGCUAACUAUUUUAUUGUGGAAGAUAGUUACCUUUCAGAGAGCACAUGCACCAAUGUGUGUUACAGGCAGAUCUCCAGAGCAGUGCUCAUUACAGAUCAGUCUGUGCUAAACACAGAUUCAGAGCAGCAGAUUUCCAUUUUGUCAGUGCCUCCUGUGGAUCCAGGAAAACCAGCAGUUUGUGUCAUUGAGUUGUGUUCUUCCUCCAUGACAUGCAUGAAGGACACUUAUUUAGUCCACUUAACCUGCCCAUCAACUAAAACUGCUAGGGAAGAUUUAGAGCCUGUUGUACAGAAGUUAUUCCAUCUAAAUACAGAAAAAGAGACUGAAAAUGAAGAACCAGGAAAACCUAGAGUCCUCUGGGCAGUCUACUUCAACAUGAGAGAUUCAUCAGGAGUUGAGAAAGAUGCAUACAGUGGCUUACCCUCAAAUGUUUAUGUCUGUUCUGGACCUGACUCUGCUUUAGGAAAUGACUGUGCAGUCAAACAGGCUGAGGCUAUUUUCCGAGAAAUGUUCCCUGCAGAGGACUUCUGCCCACCGCCACCAAACCCAGAAGAUGUUAUUUAUGAAGAGAAUGAAACUGCUCCAGAAGAGUCUGAAGUCAGUAUUUCACCAGAGACAGAACCUAAAUCCUCAACUGAGGAAAGCCAUAGUGGAGGCAGUAUUGCUGUUAAAAAGGAAGAUGACGAAAAGUGAAUUAGCACUGUUAGUAGCCCACUCUUUGUAAAAGGAGGAUGAAGGGUAAGAAAAAGAGGUUUAAAGCCCCCAUAGCUGUGUUAUUUGCAAUGGCCUUACUUUCUUCUUACCUGGAAUUAUGUUUCUUUGUCACAUAGUUCAACUGACAGCUGAGACGUUUCUAAAUAGGUCCACCAGAUCCAGAAAUGUUUGUAGCUAAACAAAAUACACUGAACAAAGCAUUGGAUUAAAAAAGCUAAACCAGGAUUCACAACUUGUUGGGAGAAUUUAGAAUCACAAUUUGGUUUACAUCAUGGAAGGAAUCCUCCAUCUUUUGUACAGGCAACAAGUCAAAACUAAUCAGAAGAAAAAAUAUGCAAGUUUGCUUAGCAGUCAGCAGAUGAUCUUCUGAUACUACAUAUCAAAGAUCUGCUAAAAAUCGUUGGAUCAGUGCUAAUUAAAGAGCUGAAGGUGAGCUUCACAACCUGUCCUUCAAAGUGGGUUUAUGAAUGGAACUUAAAGGAAGUGAUAUUGACAGUUCUGGAGUUGCUCUAGAAUAUGUAAUAAAUGUCAUGUUUAAUUUGUAUAAUGAAAGAUUUCUUGUAUGGUUUUGAAACUGAUGCCAUAAUUUAGCAGCAACUAUAAUUCAGUAGAUGUUCCUCACAUUAAACUAUUAUUCUGCAUUCAGUGGUUUUUAAUUAGAUCUACUAGUUCACACAUUUCAACUGGUGACUUAAUUUACUGUAGUCAGGAAAAGAGCACAAUUUACACUUCAUGCUAGAUUUCCCAACAAAGUUUAAACUGGAGUGUACCUGUGCUUAUAUGUCCUUGACUUGUUGCAGGAUUUGAGCCUUUUAAUAAGCCUCUGAAUUUGUGAAGUAUGGAGUAUGAGAAGUUUAGGUUAUCAUUAACUGAGGUGAUUUUUGUGGUGGGGAGAAAGUUCAACUGAUAAUUCCAAAGGUUCAAAUUGAUCCCAGUUAAUAGGAUUCAAAUUAGUGUGACAGCUGUAAAUUAUGCCCUUUGUAAUGAUAAAUCAUAAAGCAUUUAUACAGUAAAAUCUAUUGAAGUAUUUAUAAGCACAGAUUGUAUGAAAGAUUACAACAUAGGAAAGCUGUUAUAGAUGGCUUGAGAAACUUGCACUUCUUCUGAAAAUGCUUGAAAUUAGAUAGUCAGAAGAUAUAAAAAUAGUUAGCAUUUACUUAAAUCUUUACCCAGUAGAUCAGAAGUGUAUCUAAAUACAGAGAUCGGUGAGUUUUGAUGAGUUGAGAUUUAAAGCUCUGUG
This is a messenger RNA of Dryobates pubescens (Downy woodpecker), 3269 nucleotides long. It is a transcript of the gene CHM, whose product is annotated as CHM Rab escort protein. The record is from RefSeq and is a predicted model, not a curated record. Gene Ontology annotation, biological process: intracellular protein transport; vesicle-mediated transport; protein geranylgeranylation. Bases 44 to 2008 code for a protein of 654 amino acids. Gene Ontology annotation, cellular component: Rab-protein geranylgeranyltransferase complex; nucleus; cytosol. Gene Ontology annotation, molecular function: GDP-dissociation inhibitor activity. The transcript is spliced from 15 exons. Lineage: Eukaryota; Metazoa; Chordata; Aves; Piciformes; Picidae.